CUCGAUUCCUCAAUUCUGGAUUUAUAGUUUAGUAGAACUAUCUUAGGAGGAUAAGAAUUUCCUCGAGCCUAGUAGCCUAGUUAUAUUUGCAACUUCUGUAAGGCAGAUAACAAGGAAGGUUAUGACUCUGGUUUUCCCAUGCCAUGCAUGUGUAGAGAUGUCCAUCCACGAGCCACAACCCUAAUUAAGCUUAUAGACUUGCGCAUCCACCCUGGUAUACUCGAGGAGCCGCUGUGGACCAUUUGUAGGUGCCUAGGGGAAUAGCCUGAGGUAUCUAGAGCCAGGCCGUUCCUACUACUCUGUAGCUAUUCUGGGGCCCGUGCUAGGCGACGUUAUAUGUUGGUCCACCUGCGGUCUUUUGUCGUCCAUUCAGUGUAUUCUGUGUUUUCUCGAGAAUCGGUAUGACCACCCAUCUCUAGCCAUGAUUCCAUGUCGUGCCGGGAUUUGCAUGCAGAGCGCGUGGCAUGAUUUACGCCAAAGACCGCAGUUUGCGUUGCUCAAAUAUCUGGCUCAAUCAUUGACCUUAACGCACUUAGUGGAUUACGCGCACGACUUGGAAAUCGCCGACGACUUUGGGACUUUGAGGAAUUAUCUUGUGGAGGGACUCAAUCAUCUCAUUUCGACCCCGAACUACUGAUCUAGUAGCAGAUCCAGAUUGAGAUCCCUCCCGUUGGAAGAUAGCUUCUCCUUUUGCUCGUCGCUCAUCUCAGGCUUGUCACUAGCCCUUUUGAUUUCUCGUGUGCUCACAUCUUCUUCUUUGGCAUUUCCCCCCUUCUUCUCAUCGUCGUCCGCGCAUCCACAGUCGUAGAAGUCGCCAAUGUUCGCACAAUCGAAUAUCUCCUUUUUCAGUCUCUCGUUCACUUUGUUGUGAACAUGGCAUGCCCAAGCCGCCGCAGCCGACCGCGAGGAUACUUGGGGAGGGAACUUCUUGAGCAAUCCUCCAAAAUGUUCUGCGCACUCUCCGCAGGGGUAGAGUCUCUGAAAUAGAUGUAUGAAGCUUCUCAAAGCAGUACUCUCAUCUUCAGUCGGCUUAUCUGGGAAGCGAGCCAUCAUGGUAUGAAGAACUUUCCAUGCUGCCCUUCCCAACUCUGCUUUCGCGGUCUCAUUUCCCAGCUUCGAGGCAAUGGCAUGGCCUGUCAGCGCGGUCUGUCCCAGAUGUAGGGUAUCACUAUCUGUCUCUUGCAAUGCCAAAGAGGCAUGAGUAGCGGCUCUGUCGGCUCGACGUAUUGCAAGCGCAUCUGCGCUAUCUCUCAUAGCAUGGAAGCCCUUUUGUAUACCAAAGAAGGCGAACAUGCAGAAGACGGCGAGGAUGAUAUAAUAUCGGCGGCCUGCUCGUACCGGCGCCAUGGUGGGUAGAAGGCGCAAUUGCUAUGUGGCUAUCGUAUUUCGAAUCUCAUGCAAGAUGGCACACCAGUGGCUCUACUGACGAACGCUAUCUCACGACAGACUGGUCAGACAUUGGCUUCAAGGUCCGCGAAGUCAACGGCCACAUUGAAUCUACCUACUCCGUCAAGACCGGCCAAUGGACUCCUCCAAAAUUUGUCGCCGACUCUUUUCUCCGUAUUCAUGGCAUGGCACCGGGCUUGAACUACGGCAUGCAAUGCUACGAAGGUCUCAAAGCAUCGCGGGGUCCAGACGACAAGACUAUCGGCAUUUUCAGACCACAGCAAAAUGCCGAGCGAUUGCAACAUUCUGCCUCGUACGUCAGCGUGCCAGAAGUUCCAGUUGAGCACUUCAAGAAGUCUGUCCAUCUUGCUGUAUCUUUGAACGCCGGGUUUGUGCCACCACAUUGGACUGGAGCUAGCAUGUACAUUCGGCCACUUCUUUUCGGCUCAAGUGCUCAGCUUGGUCUUGACCCACCGGAGGAGUACACUUUUGCCGUUUAUGUUAUGCCGACUGGUGUCUACCAUGGUGUACAUCCAGUAGCGGCAUUGAUUCUUGAGGAUUUCGAUCGAGCAGCACCCGAGGGCACUGGAAGCGCCAAGGUCGGUGGUAACUAUGCUCCUGUCCUUAGACACAGUGGCAAGGCCAAGAAGGAGGGCUUUGGCAUUACUCUUCACUUGGACAGCAAGACAAGAUCAGAGGUUGACGAGUUCUCGACAUCUGGUUUCAUUGGUAUCCACGGCACUCCAGAUGAUGGCGUUACAAUAGUCGUACCAGACAGCAAGAAUGUCAUCAAAUCAGUCACUAGCGAUACGAUCUGCCAGAUUGCCAAGAGCUGGGGCUGGAAGGUUGAGUGCAGACCAAUCAAAUACGAGGAACUUCCAAAAUUCACAGAAAUCGCUGCUGCAGGCACAGCAGCCGGUCUCGUCCCAAUCAAGAGCAUCACCAUGCGUUCCAAGAACGACACAUUUAAAUAUCAAGGCGGCGGCGACGAGCCUGGUCCAGUUUUCGUGAAACUCCUCACACAGCUGAAGGGCAUUCAGCAAGGCAAGGUCAAGGAUGAAUUCGGCUGGGUCGAGCAAGUACGCGCAUACAAGCCAGAUGAGUACGAGAGCGACGGCGCAAAUGAGCCCAAUGGUGGGAGUGGAUAUUCAGUCAGUCAAUUGCCAUAA
Messenger RNA from Pseudocercospora fijiensis CIRAD86, 2555 nucleotides. RefSeq lists its product as uncharacterized. The record is from RefSeq and is a predicted model, not a curated record. Gene Ontology annotation, biological process: branched-chain amino acid metabolic process. NCBI's taxonomy places the organism in Eukaryota, Fungi, Ascomycota, Dothideomycetes, Mycosphaerellales, Mycosphaerellaceae. Bases 1371 to 2555 code for a protein of 394 amino acids. The transcript has 4 exons. Gene Ontology annotation, molecular function: branched-chain-amino-acid:2-oxoglutarate transaminase activity.